Messenger RNA from Gilbertella persicaria, 509 nucleotides. RefSeq lists its product as uncharacterized. The record is from RefSeq and is a predicted model, not a curated record. The coding region runs from base 123 to 419 and encodes 98 amino acids. The transcript is spliced from 3 exons. NCBI's taxonomy places the organism in Eukaryota, Fungi, Mucoromycota, Mucoromycetes, Mucorales, Choanephoraceae. Gene Ontology annotation, molecular function: protein binding.
UUUUUAAAGAUUUACGUUCAACACAAACUCUUCUCCUUUUUUUUUAUUUUUUUAAAAAAAUAAGCCUGUAUAAAUAGAACUAGUUUUAUUGCUUUCUUGUUCUUUAUUUCUUCCUGUAAAUUAUGUAUAACGCACCUCAACUAUCAAAAGCAAAAAGUGGCAAUCACUUGUUUAACAGAAUAAAACAAGAACAAUCAAAUCUCGAAGAGCAACUUGUCAUUGAAUUCAUUCAUCGCACUUUAAAUGUUUCAGUUCCUUUGGGUGAGUUACAACAACAUCUUAAAGACGGUGUUAUUUUAUGCAAUCUUGUUAACUAUGUUCGGCCAAACACCAUCAAAAUAAAGACACAAAAAACAGAAUCCUCGUUUAUUCAAAUGGACAACAUUUCGCGAUUCUUACAAGGAGUUUUACAGGUAUGAAACAAUCAAGUCGUCUGUGUGAGUUAGCAAAAGGAGAAGGAGAAAGGGGGAGGGGGAGAAAGAAACAGAGAGAGAGAGAGAGAGAGAGAG